This is a messenger RNA of Macrosteles quadrilineatus (aster leafhopper), 1192 nucleotides long. RefSeq names its product homeobox protein SIX6-like. The record is from RefSeq and is a predicted model, not a curated record. Gene Ontology annotation, biological process: regulation of transcription by RNA polymerase II. Gene Ontology annotation, cellular component: transcription regulator complex; nucleus. Bases 223 to 1095 code for a protein of 290 amino acids. Gene Ontology annotation, molecular function: RNA polymerase II cis-regulatory region sequence-specific DNA binding; DNA-binding transcription factor activity, RNA polymerase II-specific. The transcript has 2 exons. Lineage: Eukaryota; Metazoa; Arthropoda; Insecta; Hemiptera; Cicadellidae.
GUGUUGUUGUUUGCGCCCUCUGGAAUCUCAGUCACGGAUCCAUAGCGGGUCGCUUUCCCGUUGAAACCGAGCGCUGCCGAGCGCUGAUUGGUCGACGGGGCGGGUCGUCAUGGCAACAGUGGGGCGCCCGGCCAAUCAGCGGAGACCGGCGAUCGAGCCGGCUACCUCGCGCUACGACACGGCCAGUCUGAAAUGAUCCUUCGUGUCGCGAGGAGCUCGUGAAUGCCGCCCACCAUGGCGUUGGGACUAGGCACUGCCACCUCGCACCCGCUACCGCCGCCGCCGCGCGGUCCCCUGGUGUCCCCCGUGGUCCCCAGCCCCAUGUUCGCGUUGCCGACCCUCAACUUCACCGUGUCCCAGGUGGCCGCCGUGUGCGAGACCCUGGAGGAGUCCGGAGACAUCGAGAGGUUGGCUAGGUUCCUCUGGAGUCUGCCGGUGGCUCACCCGAACGUCGCGGAGCUCAACAAAAACGAAGCCGUCCUUCGGGCCCGCGCGAUCGUGUCGUUCCACAGUGGCAACUACCGCGAGAUGUACUCCAUCCUGGAGCAUCACAAGUUUACCAAGGACAGUCACGGCAAGCUGCAGGCGAUGUGGCUCGAGGCGCACUACUCGGAGGCCGAGAAGCUGCGCGGGAGGCCGCUGGGGCCCGUGGACAAGUACAGGGUGAGGAAGAAGUUCCCGCUGCCCAGGACCAUAUGGGACGGAGAGCAGAAGACACAUUGUUUCAAGGAGAGGACGAGAAGUCUGCUGAGAGAGUGGUACCUGCAGGACCCGUACCCCAACCCGACCAAGAAGCGGGAGCUGGCCCAGGCGACGGGUCUGACCCCGACCCAGGUCGGCAACUGGUUCAAGAACAGGAGACAACGCGACAGAGCGGCCGCCGCCAAGAACAGGAUGCAGCAGCAGCAACUGGCAGCUCAGUUGGCCCACUCGCACGGCCACCAUCACAGCUCCACGUCGCUUCACUCUCACAGUGAGCCGCCUCCGAGUCCCGCCGCCGCCUCCACCACCUCCGACUCCUCCAUCAGCCUCGGAGCGCCGUCCCCGCAGCCGCCCCCACCGCCUCCCUGCACGCUACAUCGUCCCUUCUCGUGAUAUCGGCCCCCCUGGCCUCUCGCCCUGCCCGGACACUCGCUGCUCUCCUAGGUGCAAAGACUAAGUGUUUGCCGUCCGAAAGUUCUUAAAGCCACUU